AAAUACGCAAGUAAUUUACAACCACAUAUUAUUGUCAUUCAGGAUCUUGUUGUAUCAGCAGAUGAUCUUGAUGACAAAAUGGCGUAUAAUUUUUAUGAAAUGCAACAGCGUAACAACGAAAUUGCAAAUGAUGUGCGAUAUGAGACAAAUGCAACAAGCGCUGAUAUUGAUAAGGAAAUGCAAUGUGAUUGGAAUUCGCCUUCAAGUUAUUUUGAGCUUAAUUAUUCUACUUCAUUGAAAUCAAGAAUCUAUGGAGCAGGAUAUAUUCUUAAACAGACUAUGGAAAUGCGUGAUCCAUAUCUUAUCAGUGAUCGUCGAGGUUAUUUACAGUCAUUUUUAUCAUGUAUGAUUGGUACAGAAAUGGUUGAUUGGUUGAGUGUACUUGCAACCGAUACGUUAGAAUCGAUCAAAAAUAUAUCGUUGACACGUUUUCAAGUUGUUGGUAUAUGGCAGGCAUUAUUAGAAAAUGGUGUAAUUGCACAUGUAAGCAAUGAAUUGCAAUUUGCCGAUAAACAUAUCUUUUAUCGUUGGACUAUUGGUACCACAACUAGUGUUCAUAUGAGGUUAACAACCGGUGUGAUAUUUGAUGGGGAACAAGAAAUGAUACCACACGUUGCUGAUAUUGCUGCAGCUAUAUUCCUCCUCAGUACCGUUGGGCCUGAUUCUCUCUUUCGAAUGAUUCUUUCAAAACCGUCAUCAGAGCGUACGUUGCAAGAAUUGGAACACGUUUACACGGAAUUAUUACACGUGAAAGCAUUGACACAUUUGAGUACAACGGUAAAACGUGAAUUAGCAGCGGUUGUUUUCUUCGAGCAACAUCAACAUGCCGGACAUGUGCUAUUCCGAGAAGGUGAUGUGGGUAAUUGUUGGUAUAUUGUCCUUAAAGGAUCCGUUGAUGUUAUCAUACAAGGAAAAGGUGUCGUUUGUACUCUUCGUGAAGGUGAUGAUUUUGGUAAAUUAGCUUUGGUAAAUGAUGCACCACGUGCUGCUACAGUAAUUCUUCGAAAAGAUAAAUCACAAUUUUUGCGCAUUGAUAAGAAUGAUUUCAAUCGCAUUUUACGAGAUGUGGAAGCAAAUACGGUAAGAUUAAAAGAACAUGGACAGGAUGUGCUUGUAUUGGAGAAGAUGAAUGCGAUACAUUCAGCAUUUAAUGAUACUUAUUAUCGUUCUCUAGCAGCUCCAAUUAAUGCUACAGCAACAAAUUCCACUGGAGAUUUAGCAACAGAUUUAAUGCCAAGAUGCUGUUAUUCCGUUAUGGCUGGUAUGCCGGAGAAAACUGUUGAAUAUUUAUUGGAAACUCGAAUUGAUGCGCAAACUGAUGAUGGCUUAGUAGAUACGUUUCUGGAGGAUUUCAUUCUUACACAUAUCACUCACAUGCCUGUGAACAUUUUAUGCAGUUAUCUUAAAAAUUAUUACAUGCGUGGUUCAACUGUCCGAAUGGAUGGCACACUUUUAAUAGAUAAUUAUGAGCAUAAAAUUGUUGCAAAACGACGUGUAGUUGCUUUUUUAAAUUUAUGGGUACAAAUUCUUGGUUUACGAUUCUUUCUUGACCCUGCAUCGAAUAGUUUUGUUGAGGAAUUAUAUUGCUAUGUUCUGGAAGAUAGUCAACAAUUCCCAGAGAUGUUAUCAAAUUUAGAACCAAUGCAUGCAAUACGACAACUUCGUGAAAAUGCAAUGCAAACGAUUAAUAGGCAUUCGUCAGUGGUACUUGAUUGUGGUAUUUACUGUAAUCAUGCACCAGCACCAAAUCCCAUAUUACCAUUUGAUACUUGUAAUCAAGUAAUUUAUCUAUCCGAUACAAGUUCUUUUAUAAUGAGCAUAAGACUUGAUAAAACUGCUGCUGAUAUUUGUGAAAUGGCAAAAACAAAAAUGCUCUACGGUGGCUCUGACGAAAAAUUGCAAUUAGUUGAAGUGAAAAGUAGUGGAGAAAAAAUAAUCUUUUCACCGAAUGAUAUAAGUGUUCCAACAAUGAUUUCAUUGAAUGGACGUUUGUAUAUUGCGUACAACGAUGAAAUUGAAACGCUGGUACCAGUACCACAACAAAAUGGUCCAUCAGAAAGUGUUCAUUCCUCAUUGCUGGACUAUUUAAGUAGUGUUGACAUUGCUCAACAGUUGCUCAUCUUUCAUACUCAAUUAUUAGAAGCAACCGAUGAUAUUGAAUUCNUACCAGUACCACAACAAAAUGGUCCAUCAGAAAGUGUUCAUUCCUCAUUGCUGGACUAUUUAAGUAGUGUUGACAUUGCUCAACAGUUGCUCAUCUUUCAUACUCAAUUAUUAGAAGCAACCGAUGAUAUUGAAUUCAUCACUCAGGUAUUUGGACGUGAACAAUUUCCCAAUCGGAUAACAUCAAAUUUAGAUCUUUUAAUGCGUCGUUUCAAUGAGGUACAAUUUUGGACAACGACAGAAGUACUGCUUGCACAAGGCAGUGCAAAACGUCUUUCUAUUCUUAAAAAAUUUAUCAAAAUUGCUGCUCACGCAAAAGAAAACAGGGAUUUAUUGUCAUUGUUUGCGAUUAUCUUAGGUCUAAGUAAUGUUGCUGUUAGUCGGAUUACUCAUCUUUGGGAUAAACUUCCAACUAAAAUGAAACAACAAUAUGCGGAAUUUGAAGAAUUGCUUGAUCCAUGCCGUAAUCAUCGUGCUUAUCGGAUGCUUACAGCUAAUAUGAGUGCGCCAACGGUACCAUUUAUUCCAUUACUCCUCAAGGAUUUAACAUUUACGCAUGAAGGCAAUAAGACCUAUUUUGCUGGCUUAAUCAAUUUUGAAAAAAUGCAUAUGAUUGCUAAUGUUUUGCGAAGCUUUAGACAUUGCAAAUGUCCAGCUGUCACCUUUGAACGAAAAGUUUUCAGAUCAAAAAACCUUGUUAGGAAUUUCAAAGUGAUCGACAAUCAGCGGCGCCUGAUGGAAUUAUCUUAUCAAAUUGAGCCAUCAAAAGGGAGAUGCUUGUAG
Molecule: messenger RNA, 2946 nt
Organism: Cercopithifilaria johnstoni
Lineage: Eukaryota; Metazoa; Nematoda; Chromadorea; Rhabditida; Onchocercidae
Source: the annotation of a GenBank genome assembly